Peronospora belbahrii is the source of this 9795-nucleotide messenger RNA. Lineage: Eukaryota; Oomycota; Peronosporomycetes; Peronosporales; Peronosporaceae. The record is from the annotation of a GenBank genome assembly.
AUGCAAUUCCAAGAUCGGGAAUAUCUCGAAACCUACCUCGUAACGCUCGUUCAACGAUUAGACGUGCCUGAUCUUGGAUUACGUCAUACACGUGUACAUGAACUCUAUACAGCGAUUACGACCCUGAACCGACAACUCUCGGCCGAACAAUUUGCCAAGGUCUUGGAUCAUUUGACUCCCUUACUCUACAAUUUACUGCAAAAAGAGACUUGUGAAAGUGCUCAAUUAGGGGCGUUGCUCGCCAUGGAAUCGCUCUUGGAUGUAUCGAAUGAAGACCAAUUUAUUCGAUUUGUCAACUAUCUCCGGUAUUUCUUGCAACAAUCGCAUACAAGUCGUCAAACACUUCUUGCAGCUACCAUUGCCAUGGGGAAAUUAGCAUCUUCUAGUGUUCGUGGCACGCUGGUUGCAAGUUUUGUGGAUUUUGAAGCAAAACGAGCGUUUGAAUGGUUAAAACAGCACGAGACAACAACGACGAAAACAAUUUCAUCCAUGAGUUUAGCACGGUAUGAAGUGGUCAUGACUCAACGACGAUUAGCUGCUUGCUAUGUCUUGAGAGAAUUAGCACAAGCAGCACCGACGUUAUUUCAUGUGAAUUUAACGACUUUUUUUCAAACCAUUUGGGGAGCAAUUCGAGAUCCGCGACUUGAAAUUCGAGAAGCUGCGACAAGUGCCGUUGCUGCUUGUUUACAAUUGAUUACGAAACGACAGACACGACAUCGAGUUCAAUGGUAUUGUAAAGUCUAUGAUGAAGUCUUUGAAGGAUUAAGUACACCCAUGCAACGUUCAUCGUUGUCGGGGAAGAAACAUAGUAAUUGUGAGAGUUUGUUGAAACCACAUGGAGCUACUACGACUGCUGCUGGUGCUGGUGGUAGUAGUAAUAGUAGUACUAGUAGUACGUGGGAAUGUGCCCAUGGUUCGUUACUAGUGAUUGGUGAAUUGAUUGCUCAUACUGGAAGAUUUAUGGUCCCACGAUUUCGAGAAGUGUGUGAUACGGUCUUGAAAUAUAAAGAUGCAAAGGAACGAGUUGUGAAUCGAGCGGUUUCGAGACUCUUGCCACAAUUUGCGGAAUUCUGUCCAGGAGCAUUUGUCCAGUACUAUCUAGAUGUCUCGGUCGCACACUUGACAAAACAAAUUCUAGAGUACUCGGCUCCACCAUCGGAACGUGGAGUGGCUUUCUUAGCAAUGGGGAAAUUAUCUUUAGCUGUACGUGAUGCGUUGCUACCACAUCUUCCUCCGAUUUUGAAAUUAGUGAAAGAAUCGUUGGCACCACAUAUUGGAACCAAACGCAAACGGACAAGGAAUAAAUUGUUUUGUGUGCAAACGCUCACGUGUGUUGCAAAUAUGUCACGUGCAUUGGGACCGCGAUUUGAGCCAUUCUUGUUUCAAGAUGGAGUGCUGGAGACCAUGAUGAGUGGCGGUCUGAGUGACGAAUUGAUUGUUUCGUUGGCUGAAGUAGUGGCCAGUGUACCAAGUGUAUUGCCGUAUGUACAGGAACGUUUGCUCAAUGAAAUUUCGGGUAUAUUACGUGGCACUCCGUUUUCGCUAGGGAAUGCUACUACUACGGCUUAUUUACCUGGAAGUAGCGGUGGUCCAGCAAGUUCAACAAGUGGAGAUGGCGGUGACAUGACGUUAGAUGCAUCAUAUUACGACACGUCUAGUGAAGCCCCGCCUGUUAAGCAGACGGCUGUUCAGGCGUUGUUUUCGUCGAUGAAGCGGGGAUUCUCAAGUGCUGAAAUGGACUUAACGACUGGAAAUUGCUCACUUAUGAUCAUGGGCGAGACAGACGAUGAGAUUGAUAUCAUUCUGUUGUCCCUGCACACAUUGAGUUGCUUUGAUUUUAGUGGCAGCUUUUGUCUUCUGCCUUUUGUGCGCGACUGCGUUGCGCUAUAUUUGAAGAACUCGGAUGCACGGAUUCGAAAGCAAGCAGUGAUCACAUGCAGCAAGUUAUUGCUUCCAUCACCUGAAUCGCCAAACACGGCAUUAAUGUCGUCGUGGAGACACGUCAAGAAGCGUGGACCAAGUGGUCGUGUAAUUGAUCUUGUUCUUAUACAACUUCUUCAAGUCGGUAUCUCAGAUAUGGAUGGGGCUGUACGAAGAAGCGUCGUGGAAUCUUUGGACACGCGGUUUGAUGAGUUCCUGAGUCAAGAAACACACUUGAGAUUGGUGUUUCUGCUACUAAAUGAUGAAAUGGCUGCUAUUCGCGAACAUGCUAUGCAAUUACUGGAACGCCUAGCACCACGUAAUCCAGCGUUUGUGAUGCCAUCACUGCGCCGAGUGAUUAUUCAAUUGGUCACAGAAUUGCAGUAUACCUCUGAUCUACGAAUGCGCGAGGAAAGCACCCGACUUCUUGGAUACCUUAUUCGUGGUGCACAGCAUUUGGUCGAUCCGUAUGUAAUGCGCAUCCUGGAGGUGCUUUUACCUGUGCUUGUCCGUGGUAAUGCCCCGUCAACAAUAGCGGUCCUGAGAACCCUGGGAGAGCUGGCACUAGUUUCACGUACCCAGAUAGCUGCGUACGAGCGCUACCUCUUCCCGCUCAUCAUUCACACACUUCAAGAUCACUCCUCAAUCGAGAAACGGCAGGUGGCCUUGCAGACGUUAGGCAAACUUGCGGGUAGUACUGGAUGUGUAGUUCGCCCGUACCUGGCAUCGCCAAAACUGCUAGAAAUCUUUCUCAGUCUCCUGCACCAUAAUGUGGGUAGCCCGUGGUCGCUGAGACGCGAAGCAAUGAGAACUAUUGGCAUUCUUGGUGCUCUUGACCCUUACAAGUACAAGUUGUGCAUGUCGCAGGCAUCAUUACGGCAAGCUAAUGAGGUUGCAUCUACAGCUGAUACCUCGACGGUUACGGAGAUCGAGGAGAAGGCUGCUGACAAUGCCACGUUUGGUGUAUCAAAAUCCGUUCCUGCAUCACAGUAUCCAACACUAAACAUUGAUCUCAAGGCGUUGGGUGUGACGAUUAACCUCGCGAGCUUUGAUCGGAAGGCAACGAACGACGCACUGGACGAGAAACAACAAAUUGAACUGCAGCUAUUUACUGCUGCGCCUAUUGGUACCAGAAAAAUUGAUGCUGGCACUGCUGCUGGAACGUUUAGCAUUGGCUCACAAUCGUCUCAUUCUGCUAGGGGCAUGUCUGCGGCCUAUGCGGGAUCAUCAUCGUCAAUUUUGUCAUCUUCCCGCAAGAAGCAACAAGGAGGCUCUACUGGUAUGAGCAUUAGCGACGAUGCGUUUGACUUUGAAAGCUCACUAAUGGAUAGCGAACUGGAGCUUGAUCCAACAGAGUUGUCGCCAGCGUCGGAGGCGUACUUCCCCACGGUAGCUAUUCAUGCGCUGCUGCGUAUUCUACGAGAGCCGUCGCUCAACGCUCACCACCACGGAGUCAUUCAAGCUAUCAUGUUUAUCUUCAAGAGUCUCAGCACACAAUGCGUGCCAUUUCUCAAGUUCAUUUUGCCUCCUUUUCUGCGCGUACUGGCACGCGGUGAGCCGCGGCUUCGCGAGUCGCUGUUUUUACAGCUAACUACGCUCAUAUCUAUUGUGAACGCUCACAUGAAGCCAUUUUUUCCACCCACAAUGGUGCUUGCGCUGCGUUUCUGGGAAUCACAUUUGCCUCAGAUUGUGCGUCUUGUAGAGAAAAUCUCGCAGGCUGCACCGCACGAGUUCCGAACGCAGUACUUUCCAAAGUUAUUGCCCAAGCUGCUUGAAGUUCUUCAACCUCAUUUUGGCUUGGGUAGCAGCGCUACUGACGGAGACAUUUCUGGACCAACUGCAGGGGGAGGUGCUGCAACCACUAUUGCUCAAAGCUCAGGAGAUGGAGUAGGUGCGAUUGGAGGAGGCAGCGAUAAUCAUGGACAGGGAAACAGCAACGCUUCUGGGGGAAAGAGUGAUCUCAUGUCGAGUACUUAUGAUGGCGUUCAAAAUGGUGGUGCAGACGCCAGUACUGUGGCAUCGAUUCAGGUACAAGUAGUUCAGUCGCUCAUUGUGUUCGGCGAUGCUGUGGAUGAUUAUGUAUACUUGCUCGUACCUGCACUUGUACAUCUCAUGGAAAGCUUGGACACGCCACUUGAAGUAAAGAUCACGACAAUCUAUGCGCUAGCGCGAAUAAGUGUGGUUGCCAAUUUUGAACAGUAUGCUGGACCACGCUUGCUCCAGCCUUUUGCACGAGUAGCUUCGCAGGUAUCAGCUAAGGGACCAUUCUUCUUUAGCCGCGCAAGUGGUAAUGCCAGCGUUGGUGGGAGUAGUGGAACAAGUGUGGCACCAUCGUCGGGAGGAGGAUCAACUGGUGUGGCAGCAGCUCGAAUUGCAACUACAAAAGCAGAGGCUACACGGUUUUCAGAAGUGAUGCUGUACGCACUAAGUGCUUUAGUGUUUCAGCUGCAAGCGGAGAUUUUGAGCUUUGAACCGUUACUGCAGCAGAUCAUUGCGUCCUUGCCGUUCUCUCACGAUGGCAGUCUAACUACAGCUGCAAGUGCCCGUGAAAGCAACAACCCGUCUUCGUCUCCUCAAGCCAUGGUGCAGCGGAUAGCUCAGGUGCUUGAAAACUUACGACGAGGUACACGUGUUGCACGUUCAUUUCUAGACGAUUCUGUCUUUAUGACGCCAACUUUACGCAAAUUCUCGACCAAGCUACAAGCUCAGACUGCAGCGUCAAUGACUCCAGCGGCAUCUUCACCGUCAAAUGUACGAUUGCACGUCAACCAGCAGAAUUUGCGGCGGGCGUGGGAAGCGUCUCAACGCAGCACGAAGGAGGACUGGCUUGAGUGGAUGCGGCGAUUCUCGAUCGAGCUACUUCGUGAAUCUCCCAGUGCUGCUCUACGUUCGUGUUGUGCGUUAGCACAGGCAUAUAACCCGUUGGCGCGUGCAUUAUUCAAUUCGGCAUUUGUUUCUUGCUGGAAUGAGCUCUACGAACAGUACCAGGAUUAUCUUGUGCGUGCUCUCGAAACUGCCUUUCAGAGUGACACAAUCCCGGCUGAGAUCUUGCAGACAUUGCUGAACCUAGCUGAGUUUAUGGAGCACGAUGUGGAAGCAUUGCCGAUCGAUAUCCGUGAGCUGGGCGAGCUGGCACAAAAAUGUCACGCUUAUGCUAAGGCGUUGCAUUACAAGGAGCUUGAGUUCCACACAUCGCCUAGCACUUGUAUUGAGGCGCUUAUCUCCAUCAACAACCAGCUGGGUCAACCGGAGGCUGCUGUUGGAAUCUUAAAGUACGCACAAGCAUAUCACAGUCGCGUGAUUCAGGUCAAAGAGACGUGGUUUGAAAAGCUGCAGGAUUGGCGUGCAGCCCUUGCCUUGUAUGACCGACGACUCCAGUACGCUCAGGAGCAUGACGAUGGCGCUCUGGGACUAGAUAUUGAAGUAUGUAUCGGGAAAAUGCGAUGCUUGGAGGCGCUUGGGAAAUGGGAGGAGCUAAGUGCGUUAGCUGCGCAAGUGUGGAGUCAUUUGCACUCACCUGAACAAAAGCAGAACAAAACUAGUGCACCGCCUUCUCGCGGUCGUCUAUUGUCUGCUGGUCGGGCCCCUCUCAGUAGUACUUCGGGCACUAGUUCUGGUCGAGGCAACCCCGCUGCUCUACGCAAACGCAGCAACAGCAGCCACGGCUCGUCCCCAUCUCAAGCUGCAGCAGGGGCUCCCCCAUCGUCGUCGUCUUCGUAUCAAUUGGGAGGGGAUGACCGCGGAGACGAGGCCACUGCACUUAGACGAGUGGCAAUGCUUGGUGCUCGAGCAAGCUGGUGCUUAUCGCAAUGGGACACCAUGACGCAGUAUGUGACAGAGUGCGCAGCGCAGAAUGACUCGAACAAAACCAACAACGCGGUCAUUUCGAAAGCUGCAAGUGGCAAUGGCCAUGGCUACGGAUAUGGACACACUCAAGGCCAUGGGAUCUUUGGUGCUGAUGAAGAUGUUACUGAGCUGUCGUUGUAUCAGUCCAUUUUGGCCGUACACCAAGGGACAUUCGCGCAAGCAGAAACACUGAUUGAUGCGACGCGAACGACUCUUGACACAAAACUUAGCGCACUUGUGGGCGAGUCGUACAGCCGUGCAUAUCGUAGUAUGGUGACAUUGCAGCAGCUUAGUGAAUUGGAAGAGAUUGUGACGUACAAGAAACUUCGAGCUCAGAUUUCGAAAGGCGAAGAAGCUGCGCGCUACAAAAGACAUUUGAUGCGUAUGUGGCAUGAUCGUCUUUCAGGCUGCAAGCGCGUGGUAGAGGUGUGGCAGCAGUUGAUCGCUGUCCGUGCUUUGAUCUUGUCACCGCACGAAGACAUCGAUACGUAUCUGCAAUUUGCUAGUCUGUGUCGUCAGUCUGGAAAUCUGUCAUUAUCUCUGAAAGUCUUUACUAACGCACUGCAUAUUCAUGGCGGCGCAGAGUCUACUAGUUCUGGAAUCUCAGCGAUGUUAAAAGUGGCGCCGUCAGGAUCAGGAUCAGCUGCAUCUUUUGGCUUUGGUGAAAAGGACCGCAAUCGGGUUGCAUUCGCGUACCUGAAGCACCUUUGGGCUGCAGGACAAAAGCAAGAAGCGCUUUCAGACUUGCACCAAUUGGUCAUCCGUAUUUCGUCCAUGGCACGGCAACGGUCCCAAGCUUUAGGCGGGACGGGUAGCAUGCCUUCUUCUGCGCCAGCUAUGAUGUCCACGAAGAGUGAAGAAGAGGAGCUGCUUGUUAAGUGUCACUUAAAGAUGGCCGAGUGGCAGCUUGCUGUGCACGACCAGCAGAUUGAACAUGUGCCCGUGGAGAGUGUUUUGUCUUCACUGCGUUUGUGCACGGAGCUGGAGCCGCGUAGCUACAAGGCAUGGCACGCAUGGGCAUUAAUGAACUUUCAGGUAGUCGAGCACUCGACACAUAGCCAGCAUAUUUCAGCUAAUGCAACGACGUCAGCGGUCGCGGCAUCUGCAGCAGUGGCUCCGUACAUUGCUCCAGCAAUUGAGGGCUUUUUUCGGUCGGUUGCAUUGGGUCGCAGUCGCUGGGCUGCCAAUGUCCAGCAAGAUAUUCUGCGCGUGCUCACGCUUUGGUUUGCGCACGGUCACCGCACUGAUGUACAUGCAGCCUUGGAAAAAGGGUUUCGUUCCGUAAGCAUCGAAACGUGGCUCAUUGUGAUUCCCCAGCUAAUUGCGCGUAUUCACACUCCUUACCCGCGUAUCCAGAAGCAAUUGCAUCGUUUGCUUGUGGCUGUGGGCAAGCAGCAUCCGCAUGCACUUAUCUACCCCUUGUCAGUUGCGCUGAAAUCUUCGGUGUGCGAACGCCAGCAAGCCGCUGAAGCUAUCAUGAGCACGAUGCGUACUAACUACGUGAAGCUUGUAGACGAAGCGUUGCUUGUGAGUCGUGAGCUUAUCCGCGUUGCCAUCUUGUGGCACGAGAUGUGGCAUGAAGGUCUGGAGGAGGCUUCGCGUCUUUACUUUGGUGAGCACAAUGUGGACGGCAUGGCUGAAGUGCUGCGGCCAUUGCACGCGAUGAUGGAGCGUGGUCCGGAAACCCUUCGCGAGGUAAGUUUCCAUGGAGCUUUUGGCCGAGAUUUACGAGAAGCCAACGAGUGGUUACAGCGGUUCCUGAGCAAUCGACGCAAUGAGUCGGACUUGAACCGCGCAUGGGACCUGUACUACCACGUCUUUCGCCGCAUUAACAAGCAGCUACCGCAGAUUACAACUUUGGAACUGCAGGUCGUUUCUCCAAAUCUGUUGUCCGCAAGAAAUCUGCAGCUUGCAGUGCCAGGUACAUACCGUGCUGGUCACGCGAUUGUCAAGAUUGGUAGCUUCUUACCGACGGUGGCAGUGAUUACAAGCAAACAGCGACCUCGUCGGAUCACAAUUGUUGGUUCCAACGGUCUGGAGUACAUGUUUUUGCUCAAAGGCCACGAAGAUUUGCGCCAAGACGAACGUGUGACGCAGCUCUUUGGUUUGGUAAAUGCGUUGCUGAUUAAUGACAGAAAUACGUCGAAGAAGGACCUGAAGAUCCAUCGAUACCCUGUCAUUCCGUUAUCUGACAAUGCUGGAAUCGUUGGCUGGGUGCCACAUUGUGACACACUUCACCAAUUGAUCCGCGACUAUCGCGAAGCUCGCAAGAUUUUGCUUAACAUUGAGCACCGAUUGAUGUUGCAAAUGGCACCGGACUAUGACGCAUUGACAUUGCUUGAAAAGGUGGAAGUGUUUCAGUAUGCGCUAGAGAACACGGCCGGCCAGGAUUUGUACAAGGUGCUUUGGCUUAAGUCUGAAAACUCGGAGGUUUGGCUUGAUCGACGCACGAAUUACACGCGUUCCCUUGCCGUCAUGUCAAUGGUCGGCUACAUUCUUGGACUCGGCGAUCGCCAUCCAAGCAAUCUGAUGUUGCAUCGCUUUACGGGAACCAUCGUUCAUAUUGAUUUUGGUGACUGUUUUGAAGUCGCGAUGGACCGCGAGAAAUAUCCUGAAAAGAUCCCGUUCCGCCUGACGCGAAUGUUGACAAACGCAAUGGAGGUGAGUGGAAUUGAAGGUAACUUUCGGUUUUCGUGCGAAAGCGUGAUGGCUGUACUGCGCGAGAACCGUCACAGUCUCAUGGCAAUGCUGGAAGCUUUUGUGCACGAUCCAUUGAUCAACUGGCGUCUGCUUUCAGCGACAAAUGUGCCACCUACGAGUCACGCAGGUAGUUCGGUCGCAUCUAGUGUUGUAUCUUCAUCGAUCGUGUCGAGCACAAACAGCGAAAGUGACGAGAGUAUUUACGACCCAUCAGAAGCUUUACCUCACAUUCCAUCGGAUAAUGCGUCCCAUAGAACUAUGGGAGCUUCAUCCCACAAACCAUCAUCAGAUAAUUCAUCGCAUCGAUCUUCAGGAAUGUCGACUCCUGGUCAUGUUGAAGAAGAGGUACCGCGCCGUCGCAGCGAAAGCAUUUCGAUCCCCGAACCGAAACCUUCGUCGACAGCAACACUGCUUGACGAUCGAGAUGAGCCUCGACAAAGUGUUGAUCAGGCACAAGCUACUGAAGCAGUUACUGCGCGUGGGCAGGAUGAAGAGCAAAAGGCAAACGAAGUGAAAGUAACAACGGACGAGGACAUGGCCACCGCCCAAGAAGAUGCAGAUGAUAGUGAUCACCAAAGAGAUGAUGAAACUAGUACUCCUGCUCUGCAGCGCGCCAAGCCACCUGCACCACGUCAAGUGAGCACUAGCCUGGCUGCCACGUGCCAGCUUCCGCCACGUCCGGAAGCGAAAGCAGCGGAGCCAGCUCUGUUACCGUUGCCGUCAUCGUUGUCUUCACGACCGAUGAGUCUUAGCAAGUCCAUCCCACUUCCUAUGCGCAAGCUUCCACCUCGUGCUCCGACAGGGAGCCGAGUAUGCGAGGAUGCUAUCGACGAAAACGAGGAGGCCAAUGUUGUUGAGAAGAUCAACUAUGCUACGACGAAUUUGCACGCAGAGAUUUCGUCCCUAGCGGCCAGCGUCUCUAGCGUCGGCCAUUCCAGCCUAAGCCGCAGUUUUUCCGUCACGCAGGCUCAACUUCAGGCGCAGCAACCGAAGCAGCAGCUGCGACGGCAGCAGCCUGAGACCGCCUCAGGAGCUCAAGCCGAUGGAAAACGUCAGCCAAGAGCGCCCAGUACUCCGGUAGGUCCCCCACUACGGAUGGCUCCGACCGCGUCGACGUCAUUUGUAUCAGUAACGGCUGCCGAAAUUCCGCCGUCGACGGAUGCAGUAGCACCGUCAAUAACAAACGACAUGCAUACGAACCGCAGCAUCUCUGAACGUGAGCUUCUCAAUGCUCUGGGACCCGAAGGCAUUGCAGCACCUCGCGUUGCAUUAAACGAAAAAGGCUGUCGCUGUUAUUCGUCGUGUACAGGCAAAACUUUCAGGUCGUGA